Messenger RNA from Lineus longissimus, 4866 nucleotides. RefSeq lists its product as uncharacterized. The record is from RefSeq and is a predicted model, not a curated record. The transcript has 11 exons. Bases 165 to 638 code for a protein of 157 amino acids. Lineage: Eukaryota; Metazoa; Nemertea; Pilidiophora; Heteronemertea; Lineidae.
AAUGGCUUGUUUACAGAAGACGUUCGAGGGGUCAAAUCUGCCCGCCUUGGUCAAUAAAAUUAUGAAGGGCCAGUUUGCCCCAGUGAAAGGAAACUAUUCAGAAGAUUUCAAGAACCUGAUAAAGGACAUGUUAGAACGUGAGCCUGAAUACCGACCGUCUGCCAAUGAACUCAUGUAUCGACGGUUGCCAGAGAGGCAGGCUGCAUCUGAAAGACCUCGUCCCCAAUCACGACCUCGCAUCCGACUUCAACUUCAUCGAAGUCGAAGAUCAAGAAGUGAUACCAGAAUUGAAGCACCAUUACAAGACACGUAGUGGGCCUGAAUUACCGAUAGACGAUUUCCUUCCCGAUCUUGGUGGAGAUGUUGAUGCACCUGAUUCUGAGUUGUCCACUCGGGCAUCUAGACGCCAGGAAAGCUCUAUCCCCACUGCUACGACUUCUGGUCAGACAUCUAGAUCUAGACGUCAAGCAAGCUCCCUCUUCACUGAUACUAAUAGUUCAACCAUGGACCUUGCUGCUAGCACGCCAGCUGGAGGCGAAGUAGUGCACCAUCCAAGAACAGCAACAGAAAACAUUCGUGUUAUUCAAGAUAUGGAAUAUAUGGAAAGUAUGAUUGUACAUGGUGAAAAGGCCAAUUGAAGAAGGGUUGCUCGCCUAAACCUCCAGAUUGCACGCACUGAAAGGAGGGCAAGGAGAAGAACUACGUCAGCUGACAGAAAAGAGGCUUGCAGAACUGGGCCCAGAACCAGAUGAGGAGGGAUGUAUCCAGGUGAAAUUUGUGUGCCCUGAAACGAAUUUAACGAGGCAAUUCCGGGAAACGGAUACUGUCCUGAGCUUGUUCUAUUUUGUUGAGGGAACGAGCAAGGUUCAGGGCUGUGAACUUAUGUUAGCUUGCGAAAAGCUGAAGCGGGAUCAGCUCUCCCUGAAGGAGGUUGGGAGAACAUCAAACACCAUACUGCACAUAAAAGAUGAUGAUGAUCUCCAAUUGUCUUCACAUGUCAUUGUUAUUCUAGGAUGUGGAAUCUUUGGAUGAGGAGGAAAUGGACAAAAAUGAAGAGGAGAAUGAAUCUACUGCUACUGGUUCAGUUUGCACAAAAACCUGUCUUGGAGAUCUACAAAGUGCAGCUAUGGAGAUAAAAACCUUCAUUCGAGUUGGUGUGGAGAAGAACAUGUUCAUCAGCCGUGAGUCGAUCUUAAACCUGAUGGACUAUUAUAGGAGUGAUGACCAACUGACUUUCCAUCGAAUCAAUGUGACGUUCGAAGGAGAAAACAUUGCAGAGGAUAUGGAUGGCUUGUCCCGAGAGAUAUUGACGUGUUUUCUCAAGGCUGCCCUCUCAAAGUAUUUUGAGGGGAGUGAUGCCAAGGUCCCAAAAGUGGACCAUGAUGUGAUGGACACUGAUGUUUUCUCCAUCAUUGGGAAAAUCAUCAGCCACGCUUACGUGUUGUUGGGGUACUUCCCAAUGAGCCUAUGCAAGGCAUCAUUGUGUGCCCUGUUUGACGCGAAUGUGGACUCGGAGAUGAUCACAAGUUCUUUCUUAAAGCUCUUGCCUCCUCUUGAGAGAGACUUUAUGAAUACAACACUCAAAGAUCCGAUCACGCUCAAGGUGAAUGCAAACAGAUUGCGAUGCAUGUCAAUAUUUCCCAUCGGCACUAAAUAAUAUUUUUUUCUUUUGCCAAAAGGAAGAGUAAAUGAUUUUCACCAAAAUGUGUUGCAACAAUGGUAAGAUAAUAGGAGAUGACAUGGUGUUUAACUCCAAUAUUCCCUUCAUAAUAUGGCUAAAAGUCGAAUAUUAGAGUAAAACACCUUGUACAAUCUGCUUAUAUCUAAUUACUCUUGUAAAUCAUUUUGGUUAUGAUCAUUUACUUUUCCUUUUGACCAUGUGGACAAACAAACAAAGUGAUUUUUUAGUGCAAAUGACACAUUUAAACAUGUUAAAUGAGUAAAAAUGGGAAGAUUAACUUAAGAGAAAUGCAUGUAUACAAUGUAUGGGAAAAUGUACAUGAAAUGGAAAAAUGCAGUUUUUUCAAAAUUUUACCAACAUAUUUUUUUAAUUCUUUCUGUUUUUGAAACUAUAUGAUAUUGGCUACAAUGUGGCACAGGUUUCAUCUCAAUGCAAUUUUAAAAAAAACUUACUGAAAGUUCAGGAACACUGUGUCACUAGACUCAAUAAUUCAUAUGGGAGGGGCAGCACCACCCACUAGUCAACCCGACUGAACAACCUCGCGAUUUUACUGGCUGUGAAUGGCCCUGGCUCGCUGCCAAUCUGUUGUUGGUGUCGCGAGACCAAACGCAGGAAUACUGGUGCAGUUGUUCAGUUGGGUGGACAAGUGGUUACCCCCCCCCCCCCCCCGACCUAAUGCAAUAUUCUUGUUAAACAUUUUCAGAAACGUGAUAGGAUGUUUUAAUUUGAUAUUGAUUUAUACAUACAAAACUUGUAUGGUUUAAUACCUACUUUAAAGUCAAUGGACUGGUUGUGUAAUCAUAUCAUGAACAUUGUGAUACAGUAGAACUCGUGUAAGUUAAUACCUACUUUAAAGUCAAUGGACUGGUUGUGUAAUCAUAUCAUGAACAUUGUGAUACAGUAGAACUCGUGUAAGUUAAUACCUACUUUAAAGUCAAUGGACUGGUUGUGUAAUCAUAUCAUGAACAUUGUGAUGCAGUAGAACUCGUGUAAGUUAAUACCUACUUUAAAGUCAAUGGACUGGUUGUGUAAUCAUAUCAUGAACAUUGUGAUACAGUAGAACUCGUGUAAGUUAAUACCUACUUUAAAGUCAAUGGACUGGUUGUGUAAUCAUAUCAUGAACAUUGUGAUACAGUAGAACUCGUGUAAGUUAAUACCUACUUUAAAGUCAAUGGACUGGUUGUGUAAUCAUAUCAUGAACAUUGUGAUGCAGUAGAACUCGUGUAAGUUAAUACCUACUUUAAAGUCAAUGGACUGGUUGUGUAAUCAUAUCAUGAACAUUGUGAUACAGUAGAACUCGUGUAAGUUAAUACCUACUUUAAAGUCAAUGGACUGGUUGUGUAAUCAUAUCAUGAACAUUGUGAUGCAGUAGAACUCGUGUAAGUUAAUACCUACUUUAAAGUCAAUGGACUGGUUGUGUAAUCAUAUCAUGAACAUUGUGAUACAGUAGAACUCGUGUAAGUUAAUACCUACUUUAAAGUCAAUGGACUGGUUUUGUAAUCAUAUCAAGAACAUUGUGAUACAGUAGAACUCGUGUAAGUCGCCAUCCUUGGGACUUAGAUGUUGAUGAUGACUUACAGGUAGGACGAGUAAAAUAACUCAUCAUUUUGAUGGCUUACAUAACUCGUCACAAUGAUGGCUUACAUAACUCGUCACAAUGAUGGCUUACAUAACUCGUCACAAUGACGGCUUACAUAACUCGUCACAAUGACAGCUUACAUAACUCGUCACAAUGAUGGCUUACAUAACUCGUCACAAUGAUGGCUUACAUAACUCGUCACAAUGAUGGCUUACAUAACUCGUCACAAUGACAGCUUACAUAACUCGUCACAAUGAUGGCUUACAUAACUCGUCACAAUGACGGCUUACAUAACUCGUCACAAUGACGGCUUACAUAACUCGUCACAAUGACGACUUACAUAACUCGUCACAAUGAUGGCUUACAUAACUCGUCACAAUGACGGCUUACAUAACUUGUCACAAUGACGGCUUACAUAACUCGUCAGUGAUGACUUACAUAACUCGUCACAAUGACGGCUUACAUAACUCGUCACAAUGACGACUUACAUAACUCGUCACAAUGAUGGCUUACAUAACUUGUCACAAUGACGGCUUACAUAACUCGUCACAAUGACGACUUACAUAACUCGUCACAAUGAUGGCUUACAUAACUCGUCACAAUGACGGCUUACAUAACUUGUCACAAUGACGGCUUACAUAACUCGUCACAAUGAUGGCUUACAUAACUCGUCACAAUGACGGCUUACAUAACUCGUGACAAUGAUGGCUUAUAUAACUCGUCACAAUGAUGGCUUACAUAACUCGUCACAAUGAUGGCUUACAUAACUCGUCACAAUGAUGGCUUACAUAACUCGUCACAAUGAUGGCUUACAUAACUCGUCACAAUGACGGCUUACAUAACUCGUCACAAUGAUGGCUUACAUAACUCGUCACAAUGAUGGCUUACAUAACUCGUCACAAUGAUGGCUUACAUAACUCGUCACAAUGAUGGCUUACAUAACUCGUCACAAUGAUGGCUUACAUAACUCGUCACAUUGACGACUUACAUAACUCGUGACAAUGAUGGCUUACAUAACUCGUCACAAUGACGACUUACAUAACUCGUCACAAUGAUGGCUUACAUAACUCGUCACAAUGAUGGCUUACAUAACUCGUCACAAUGACGGCUUACAUAACUCGUCACAAUGACGACUUACAUAACUCGUCACAAUGAUGGCUUACAUAACUCGUCACAAUGACGACUUACAUAACUCGUCACAAUGAUGGCUUACAUAACUCGUCACAAUGAUGGCUUACAUAACUCGUCACAAUGACGGCGUACAUAACUCGUCACAAUGAUGGCUUACAUAACUCGUCACAAUGACGGCUUACAUAACUCGUCACAAUGAUGGCUUACAUAACUCGUCACAAUGAAGGCUUACAUAACUCGUCACAAUGAUGACUUGUAACUGUAUCCGUACAUUUUUAAUACACGUGGAUCGUCAUUUGAUCUGUGGGCUGAUCAAAGACGCACGCCCCGCGGUGACGAGUUACCGGUGUAAUUGUACAUUCAUUUCUAUUACAAGGGACUGUAAGAUUGGUGCCGACUUGUAUUAAGGGUCGGCUCUACGACAAUUCUUUGCUACACCAUUUUGGCAUGAUUUUUUGGCAAAAACACCAGCAUU